Molecule: messenger RNA, 10616 nt
Organism: Seriola dumerili (greater amberjack)
Lineage: Eukaryota; Metazoa; Chordata; Actinopteri; Carangiformes; Carangidae
Gene: xirp2a
Product: xin actin-binding repeat-containing protein 2-like
Exons: 11
Coding region: 177-10487 (3436 amino acids)
Biological process (GO): actin cytoskeleton organization; actin filament organization
Cellular component (GO): stress fiber; focal adhesion
Molecular function (GO): actin filament binding
Source: RefSeq, a predicted model, not a curated record
CAGACUGACAGACAAAGAGGAACCCCAGCAACAUCUCCAUCUCUAUUCCUCACCCUCUCAUAACUCCCUGUUUUUCUCCCUCACUUCCUCACCCCUCCUUCACCUCACACAAUAGACUUCCCCUCCGAGCGGCGGCCUGAAGGGAAAAGUAGGGGGGAUACAGUUUCUGUGCAACAAUGGAAAUUCAAUCAGGAAAUGGAGAGGAGGUGGCGAGCACAGUGUCGGCGACCUCGGGCUUCGUUUCCCGUCGUCCCUCUGGGCUGCAGGUAGAGGCAUCAGACAGUCCAGUGCUCAGAGAGGACCUGCAGGCUGCUAAGAGGAUUGAAAGGUUUGCCAUCCCACUUGAUAGUCUUAAGAGGAUGUUUGAGAAGCCUGCUGUGGCAAAUACGGUAAGUACUGCCACUGAAGUGACAAGCGUCCACACCUCCCCAUCCAAAAGAGCGAUGUCCAGUAGCAGUCUCACGCAGGCUGACGAGACGGCAGAUCAGAGCAUGGCCUCACCUCCGCACGCCGCUCUCUCUGCAGGCAGCCCAGGUAGAUCCAGGUCAGGACUUCCCGAGGACAGGGCCCUGAGCGCCGAGGACCCGGAGGCCGAGCCGGUGUCGGUGAAAGAGCGGCUGGCGAUGUAUCAGGCUGCCGUGUCCAAGAAAGAAACCAGCAGUUCCUCCUCUGCGGCGAUGAUGGAUGAGUCGGAGGCGUGUUCGCUGCCUGGUGGCCUGGCCAGCGUGAAGAGACAGUUUGAGAACCAGGAGUUUACCUCCUCGUCCUCCCAGUCCAGCGUCACCCAGAUUCAUUUCCAACAGAAAUCUGUCCAGGAAGUGUCAAGCUCCUCGCAGGUGACGGUGAGAAGCAGUGCCAGGGAGGUCGUCCCCUCCACAGCCCUCCUUCACAGUCAACAAGAGGUGGUCCACGAUCAGAGAGUCCACCAUAACAAUGUGGCUGGCAGUUACGGGAACCAUUACAAUGAAACAGUUAUGCUCGUCGGAGGAGAGGACCUACCAAAGGUUUCCACUCAGGCUUUGAAGCAGCAGUAUGAAAAAACGAUUGAGGAAGCUGCACCAACCAAGGAAAUUAAGGUUGAUGUGGAUGUCAGCCAGUUUCAAUGGGUACCAAUAAACCAGUCCUCCAAAGCUUCAGCAAUGACGAGCUACGACACUUCCUCCACGGUAAAGACUGCCUCUGCCUCAUCAGUAACGUCCGCCUCGUCGGCGGCUUAUGAGGCGGCAGAUCACUUCCCUCCCCCGCCCUCAAACCUGGUGCAGGUGUCGCAGGAAGUCCCCGAGUACGAGUACACUUCCCAGGUUCAGGAGUCAACCUCCCAGAGUAAGUGCGCCGUCAACAAGGAACAAUAUUUUAAACACAAGAGCAUGGCUGAGCUGAAGCGCCUCUACAAGCACAUUCAUCCGGAGGUCCGCAAGAACCUCGAGGCCGACUUCUUGAGUCAGCUCACCGACGCGGAAAAGAAAGACCUGGAGAGCGAAGAAAUGAUGGGCGACGUCCAGCAGGCGCGCUACAUUUUCGAAAACGACGGCAACGGCUCGAGUAGGUGCUCGAGCCCCGACGGAGAGUACGUGGAGUGGGAGGAGAUCCUGAAAGGCGAAGUGCAGUCUAUGCGGUGGAUGUUCGAAAACAAGCCGCUAGACACGAUCAAAGAUGACACGCCAGAUGAGGAUGAGGUGAGGAAUAUCGCCCAGCAGGAAAUCAUUGCUGGUAAAGAUGUCAGAUACACAGCUUGGAUGUUCGAGACUCAGCCCAUGGAUGCUCUCGGGACAGAGACUCCUAAUUCAGCUGAGCAGUCACAAAAAUCGAUAGAUCUCGCAAGAGGAGAUGUCCGCACCGCUACGUGGCUUUUUGAGACGCAGCCACUCGAUUAUUUGAACAAGAUCUACCAAGAGGACGAGCAGGAGACGGACGCCGUCGUCUCCAGAGACAUCACCGGAGGAGAUGUCAAAACCGCCAGGUAUCUCUUUGAGACCCAGCAUCUGGAUUCCCUCGGCAAAACAGAAACCAUCGAGGAGAGCCACUUCCUGAACCUGAAGUCGGAGCUGGAGGAGAUCAAGGGGGAUGUGAAGACGACCACUCGCAUGUUUGAGACCCAGCCCAUGUGUGUCAUCAGGGGGGAUUCGGGAGAGAUCCUGCAGAUCACCACCAUCCGCAGAGAGGAGACCGAGGAGAAAGGAGACGUGAAGACGUCACGGUGGAUGUUUGAAACCCAGCCCCUGGAUAUGAUCAACAAAGACCCUGCUCAGGUAAAGCUGAUAUGUGGUAUUUCAAUGGAGGACAACAUUCAAGGCGGCGUGAACAAAGGCAGAUGGCUUUUCGAGACAAAGACUCUUGACACCAUUAAGGACGAGGAAUGGGAGAGUUCCAGGAACCAAAGGGAGGAAAUAAUUGGAGCUGAUGUAAGGAAACACUGUUUGAUUUUCGAGACGCAGCCGAUGGAUACUCUGAAAGACAACGCCAAUGCUCAAAAUUUACCCUGCGAGGAGAUUGUUGGCGGCGAUGUUCAGUCGGCAAAACAUCUGUUUGAAACGGUACCCAUGGAGAACCUGAAAGAACUGCUUGAAGUGGGAAAACUGACGAAAAUGGUUGCAUCCGAGGAAGAAAAGGGCGACGUGAGGCAUCAGAAGUGGGUCUUUGAAAGCCAGCCGCUGGAGAACAUAAGGGAGGAGAAGAAGGAGAUUACAAGGACUGUGAACAUCGAAGCUCUCGACAAAGGAGACGUGACAAACUAUAAAGAAAGGUUUGAAACUAUGGAUUUAAGCAAGUGUGAAGGCGCACAAAAAAUCCAAGUUGAAGGUGUCACGAGCGGAUCCGUCAAAUCCAACAGAGUUCUUUUCGAAUCUACCCCGAUGUAUGCCGUGCAGGACAGCGCCGGCCAUUACCACGAGGUGAAGACCGUGAGGCGGGAGGAGAUCGUGAAGGGCGACGUGCGCAGCUGCAGGUGGAUGUUUGAGACGCGUCCUAUUGACGAGUUCGACGACAGCAUCAAUAAGUUUCAGAUCAUCAAAGGUAUAUCCAAACAGGAGAUCGAGUCCGGGGACGUCAAAACGGCCAAGUGGUUGUUUGAAACGCAGCCGCUCGAUGCCAUUAAAUGUUUCAGCAAUUGUGAAGAUGAAGAACGUAAAACUGAGGAGGGUGUCGAAAUAGAAAAGGGAGACGUGAAGACUUGCAGGUGGCUGUUUGAGACUCAGCCGAUGGAUGUCCUGUAUGAAAAGGUGGAGAAGAGCGAGACUGACGUCGAGGAAGUGCAGAAAGGUGACGUCAAAACGUGCACGUGGCUCUUCGAGACCCAGACGCUCGACAACAUACGUGAUCACACCGAGUCUGAGUCGGAGACCAUUCUGAAGACCUGCACCGUAAACCAAGAAGACAUCCAGGGAAAAGACGUGCGACUGGCUCGCUUCCUCUUUGAAACGGAGAAUCUCGAAAACAUCACGGGAGAUGACGGCAGCUCUUUCCGGAGGGUCACCGAAAUCGACGUCCAGUCGGGCGACGUUUCGAGGAUGAAGUACAUCUUCGAGAAUCGCUCCUCGGACAUCAUGACCUCCACCUCUGAGGAAAUGAUGCAGAGGCUGAAGACGCAGCAGGCCGAGGACAUCCAGAAGGGAAACGUCGGCAACUGCACCUGGAUGUUUGAGAACCAGCCGAUUGAUGCGAUCCGGGAUGACGUCACAGAGGCGAGGGAAACCCGCACCGUGACCGACGUUCAGGGGGGUGACGUUGACAAAGGCCGAUUCAUCUUUGAGACGUUCUCUCUGGAUCAGAUCAAAGAGGAAUCCUCUGAGACUGAUAUUUCAAAACUCACAAGUAUCUUCCGAGAUGAAGUGGAAAGGGGAGAUGUGAAAAAUUACACCAUGAUGUUUGAAACUCAGCCGCUGUACGCCAUCCGUGACAAGGAGGGCCAUUAUCAUGAAGUGACUACAGUCACCAAAGAAGAAGUCAUGAGGGGAGAUGUGGUGGGGGCCCGAUGGCUGUUUGAAACAAAGCCGCUGGAUUCAAUUAGAGACUCAGAGGAGGUCUAUGUUAUUAAAGCUGUGACUGAGGAAGGCGUCAACAAAGGAGACGUAAGCUCUGCCAGAUGGAAGUUUGAAACGCAACCUUUGGAUGAAAUUACAGAAGAAAUAAAAGAGAGAUCAAAAACAGUCGCCGAUAUCCAAGGCGGUGACGUGAAGACGAACAAGCAGCGGUUUGAAACCGAUGAGAUGACUCAAAAGUACAUCAGGACCGUCAGCGUGAGCGAGAUCCAAAAGGGCGAUGUCAGAUCCGCCACUUGGAUGUUUGAAACCCGCACCAUUGAUGAGAUCCACGGAGAAGGCGCCGAGUACGACGGCAUGGAGAGAGUGACAAAGGAGGAAGUAAUGAAAGGGGAUGUCAAACAGUCAGUGUGGCUCUUUGAGAAACAGCCCCUCGACAGCAUCAAAGAGACGGAUGACACGGAGCUCGUUGUGACAAAGGAGGAGAUUCCACAGGCCGACGUGAAGUCGACGACGUGGCUAUUUGAAAGCACCCCGUUCCACGAGUUCAACGAGAGCAGCAUGGAAAAGACGGAAAUAAUAGGCAAAAGUAUCAAAGAGACGCUUGAGGAGCUUUACUGUCAGAAAAUGGUGGACUCGCAAGGGAUCCUCAUCGAGACGGAUGAGAUCGGUGACGUCCGCAUGGCGAAGUAUAAACUCAUGAACCAGGAGGCUCCUGAGAUCCAGAAAGAAGAGAUCAUCAGAGGGGAUCUGAGCAACAUAAUGAUGAACCUCCUGAACCGCAGGGAGGCCACGGAGAGAGGGAUAACCAUCGACCAGGAGGAGCGGGGCAACAUCAAUACCACCGUGAAGCAGUUAUUCAACCAGGAGAAGGGAAUCAAUGUCGAAAAAGAGGAAAUUAUCCGCGGUGACAUUCAAGAGGCUAUAAACAAUCUGCUCAAGGAUGAGGGCUCCUCCAAGCGUGGCAUUCUGAUUCAAGAGGACGAGAAAGGAGACGUGAGGAUGACGAUCUACUCCCUCUUAAAUAAAGGUGAGAGGACUAGUCUGGAGAGAGAGGACAUCAUCCAAGGGAACGUCAGCAGGACUCUUCACCGUCUUCUCUCCAACUCGGGCGGAGAGGACUCUAGAAGGAUAAAGGUGGGAGACACGGAGAGGGGUAAUGUCAGCUUUUACUCCACGUGCAUCGAGUCCGGCGCCUUGGACUACCUGAGACAGCUUCAGAGCGAAUCUGACGAAGUCGAGGAAAAGGCGGAGAAGGAGCACAUCAUCGGAGGCGACAUCGAAGAGACCAAGAUCUUGUUGCGGAGGAAUCAGCAGCAGAUUGGUCGCACCGUGGCGGAGGAAGAUAUAGUUCCCGGUGACGUAUACAGCACUGUUAAAGUCUUCAUGACGGAGCCGGCUGUCAGCUACCGAAACCUGGAGUCAAAGGAUAUUGUUAAAGGUGACCUCAGCGCGGCCAUGGACUCGCUGACCCAAGCUAUCAAUCAGAAAGUGGUAAUGGAGAAAGAGGAGGUGGUGAAGGGAAACAUAAACACCACGCUGAGGUCUCUGGAGGAGGCCCAGCAUCAAGCCAAAGAAAUGGAAAAGCCGGAAAUCGUCAAGGGAGACAUCAGAGGUGCUCUCGAGUCACUGGAGAAAUCUGCAACCACUAAAACAGAAGUGACUGUCGAAGAUUUAGUGCCAGGAGACAUCAAAGGGACCCUGAAGUCCCUGGAGGAGGCGACGCAAACUGUGAAAGAAGUGGAAAAAGAGGAGGUCGUCAAGGGAGACAUCCACACCGCCAUGCUGAGUUUACACGAGGCGUCGAGCGAGAAAAAGAUUUACCAGCAUCAAGUGAGCGAACAAGGUGACGUUAAAGCCACGAUCCAGCUCUUGAUGGAGCCGACGGCGGCUUCGAAGAUGCAGCGCAGGGGAAGCAUCGAAGGAGACGUGAAGACGUCCAUAAAGUGUCUGUACGAAGGGCAGGAGUCGACACAGACGGAAAAAGAGGAGGUGGUAAAAGGGGACGUUCAAGGGGCGAUCAAGUGUCUAAUGGAAAGAAAACAGUAUUCAAAACCGAAACGUAUGUACGCGGCCAAGAGUAAGCAAGCAAAAGUGCCCAUGAAAAAUCCAUUAACUGUAAAGCAAAGGGAGCAUGAACAGGCACAUGAAGCUAAGAGCGAGAGUGUAGCAGACACUCCAGCCCCCGCUGUGAAAAACCUUUCUCAGAGCAGUGAAUCACAGACGCACACACAGAGGCACAUUGAGAGCAAAUCAGUGAAAACACAGGUAAUAACCCAAGAGGGCCACUCUGUUACUGAAGCCAAAGCAGACAAUACUGCUGGGGCCUCUCAACAGAAGAGCAUAAAGGAAGAGAAACAGAAAGCUCAGCCCCCGCAGAAAAUACAAGCUCCUAAGCCUAUUAUGAUAAAGAAUAAACAAACGACUAAUAAUGAACAAACAGAGACUAAAGCAGCUGAUGUGAAUGUGAUGAAAGACGUGCAAAAGGCAUCACAGACGAGAAUAUCAAACAAGCAAAUAUGUGAAACCAAGACGAUCAAACAGGUGCAGACUACAGUGACGGAGAAAACUGUCACGCACAGGCAGAAUGUGACGGCGUCGGAGCAAACGUCGACGUCUCAAAAGCAAACGGAGAAUAAGGCUCUCGCACAAAAGCAGAGCGUCAGGAAUAUGAAGAGUGAUCACCGUAACCUUGAUGUGAAAGGGAAAGGUAUGAUCAAAAAGGCAAAACCGGAGAUCCACUUCCCCCCUCCUCCCUCUUCCCCACCUCCGCCCUCAGAGUCUGAGCUCUCCCUCCCUCCACCGCCGCCGCCGGUGCUGGAGAGCCCGGCAUUCCCCUCAUCGCGACCUUUCAACGCGAUGCAGGAUGGCGACCUCCCGCCCCCACCUCCGCCACCUCCGCCCCCCGUAGAAUGCAUAAAGUCUGAGCCUGAAUUCUUCCCCCCUCCUCCUCCUCCUCCACCUCCUCCGUCUGCACCCUCUGCAAGCGGACAGGAUUUUCUCCCUCCACCUCCCUCGCUGCAAGAGCUGAGUGCGAUGCCUCAGCCUCCCCCUGCAAAGCCGGGGAAACCCCUCGGCAGGCCUUUAUUCAAAGUGCCCAAGCAACCAGAAACGCAGAAGCCGGCCAUACAAGUGAAACCCAGAUGGCAGAAAAAGCAACCAACUCCUCCACCGCCUCCAGCUCCGGCUCCGGCUCCAGCUCCGGCUCCAGCUCCGGCUCCGGCUCCAGUUCAGCUCCCUGCUGGUCAGGAAACAUCAAUGUCAACAGACCACAAAGAAGAGGCUAAAGUUCAGGAGGUGAAAAAGGAAACGUGCAAACAGAUUGAAACGAGCAAACAGAUCCAGUCUGAAUCGGCAGCAACGAAAAUACCAAGCGCCCCGGCAGUGAAACCGAUGCAGAGAGAGACCAAAAGGUUCGUCCCACCCAUCAAACUGCCCCCAUCUCCUGACCCUGCGCCAACCCCAAACCCUAGACCUUACGCCCGCAAGUUUAAAACCCCUCUCAUGCUCGCAGAGGAACGGUAUCGCCAACAGAGGACGGAGAAAGAGGAAACGGAUCAGAGUAGAGUCACAACUCCCACUUCCCCACCGGUCAAUACCCCCUCCUCUGCCGCCAGUCCCGAGCUUUCUACAGCACACAGCGCCGAGAGAGAGGUGAUGACAGAAGUGACGAGGGCAAAGGUCGAAGAAGCCGAGAGCAUUUCCAAAGAGGAAACAUUGGCACAGCACCCACCUGCAAAGAAAACCCCUUCCCAGAUCCCUUUGAGCAAGCCCGUGAUCUCAGUGGUAAAUAAGAAAUUAGCCGCCGGAUCUUCAAAUGUGUCCGUGGAAAAAAUGCACUCCUCAGAAAAAACACUCGCCUCAGCUGAUGCUGUUAAAAAGAGUCAAACUGCACCCAAACAUCAGACCUCCUCUGUCUCUCAGUCUCACCAUGAGGCCUCACAUAUCCAAGUCCAGUCAUGCUCGAACGUGGUCACUUCCUCCACGGCGGAGCAGCAGCAGUUUAUUAAGAAAUCCAGCACCAGGUCUAUCACUGCCACACAGAGUGCUGUCCAGGAAAAUGUAAAUCUUCAAAGCCAGGCUGCGGUCACAUUGAAAGCUGAGGAUGUAAAGAAUAUUAAUGUGCCUCCGACACAGGAGGGAAAAAUGAGUCCUUCUCAACCCACUAAAAUUCCAAAGGUAACUCCGAGUUUCAAGGUGAAAACCUUUAAGAUGCCGACGGAGAAGAAAGAGGAAAAGUACGACAGCUCGGGACAAAAGGAUGUAAUGAAAAGUGAAAUGCAUUCACAGCAAGAGAAAAGUAGCGUGUCACGGACGAGCGAAACAAAUGUGAGUCAGGAAAACAUCCAGCUGACAUCAGCAAGAACUGAGAUGAAAACAGAAAUGAAAGUAAAGGAGAAGAAAAGUCAGGUGACCCCACCUGCGAAGGAAGUCGAGGUUCACACAAAAAAGGUGAAGCAGGUGCAAAAGAAGGAGGCUGAAGUGAAGCUGUCGCCGUCGGUUACGGUUUUAAUGCCUAAGGUGACCAAGAUAACAUCUGCAGCGACUCACCAAGGGCAAGGCCAUGUAUCUGUCACACACAGUCAGCAGAGCAUGAAGGCAGAGCACAUUCAGAGACACGAGGAGGCGGCGGCGGCGGUGGUGGUGACGGAGAGGCAAGAGGCCGUUCAGAUGCAGACGCAGCAAGUAAAGCAACGAGCAGCGGAAACAAAUAAAACACAGAUAAAGGUGGGGAAGGCGAGAGGUGAGACGAAAUGUGCGUCUGUGAAAGUGACGGGGAAAACGGGCCAGAAGGACGAGGCUCAUUCAGAAGAAAUCACAGAUUUAGAGAGAUGUAAUGCGAUGCAGAGGCUGCUCGCUCAAAUAAAAGAGCUGGAGGGCACGCCGAGCAAAAUAGACUCCAACACUGUCAGGAUGAUUAUAAGCGAGCUCCCUGAGUGGGUGACGGGCGCGGAUGAGAAGAAAAAUUUAAGCGAAAUAGCUAAACAGCAAAGUAAGAAAAAGUUGAAAGAGUUGAUGGCCUAUGUGAGGAAUAUUGUUCACACAAAGAUCACGUUCCUGGAGGAGAACUCGACAGCUGUGGAAAAGCAGGGAGAAGAAGAGAAAGAGGAACCGCCGGCGCCUCCGCCAGUUCUCCCGAAACCAGACAAGAGGGUUUUCAGCGGCGCGUCCGCCAAGAUGUUCGGCUUCUCCAAAACCGAGAAGAAAGUGGUGGAAGAGAAGAUGUCGCAUCAGGAGCUGAGGGAGGUGUCCUCUCCGUUGGCGAGCAUCCGUACCCCCUCACCCACCUUCAUCAGUAUUGAAUCGAGGAGGGUGGAUUCGCCGCGCAGAGUGACGCCGUCUCCUCCGCCUUACAAAUCCAUGGGGACGCCGCCGCCCCCUCCUCGCAAGUCGCACACGCCCACGUCCACCUUCAGCAGGGCCACGCCGUCUCCCACCAUGAGCCGCUCGGAGAAGCUGAUGAAGCUGAGGGACUCAACCUCCAAGCUCUCCGGCGGCGUCACCCCUCCUCCUCCUCCUCCUCCUCCUCCUCCCGCGCCGGUACCCGAGAGUUUGGCGGCUGAAAGAGAGCAACCGUCCCCGUUCAGCGACGGCGAGACUCUGGUGGAGCAGCACGAGCAGGGGUCAGUGGAUGUCGCAGAAGUGGGCGACUCCAUGAUGACCGUCAAGGACAAAAAGUCUUUCUUCGAGGAGGCGCAGAGGGCUGAGGUGAACAGGACGUACAUGCGGAGGGAUCCCAUCGAUAUCCCCGAACGUCUCGGGCCUGAGGCCGAGGAAGGCGCCGAGGUCGUGACCUUAGAUCUUCUGAAAGAGGAUCUGCCGAGGGUCGACCUGUCGAAGCUGGUGAACAGAUUCGAGUCUCCCAAACCAAAAGUGUACUCCAGGAAGGAGCCGAUUGUGAUCACAGAGAGGCUGGGGAGCGACACGGAGGAAGCAGAGGCCGACCCGCACGCUCAGAGGACCGACGAAAUCCCCAUGUUCAAAGUCAAAGCGAUAAAGGACGUGUUCGAGACGGGAGAGCAUAGUUCUCAGGCCGCCCGCGAGCUGAGAGAGCAGAUAGAACGAAGGGAGUCUGAGUCGGCCCACUCGGAGCCGGCGGGUCACUCCGAGACGACGCUGGUCACCGAGCAAUUCUGCAGCGUCGACGACUUUGGAAACGUGACCACGGAGACGAUGAGCGAGACGCGCUCGGGGAGCUCCCUGACCCGCGGUAACCCCCCGUCCUACGCCGACGUGGUGAGAGGCAGUGUCCCGACGGUGGCCGUGCCCCCCGAGGCCACCACCGAGGAACUGCUGAGGAGCUUCCAGCAGUCGUGGGCCGAGAGCCAGGGAGUUUUCCAGAACCUGGGCUUCAGCGUCACAGAGCAGAGGAGCUCGCAGAUCGUAACGCACCAGCACGAGACUGUCGUGACGGAAAAUUCGAAUUCCAGAGUGCGAACUGUGCAGGGUGUGUCGGAAGAGGGUGUACCCCAUGGAGUCGCUGAUCGCAGACAAACAAAACUUCCAUAAAAGCUGCUUUCGCUGUGAACACUGCAGAGGCAAACUAAGUCUUGGCAACUACGCCUCUCUCCAUGGACGGAUGUACUGCAAACCACACUUCAAGCAACUGUUCAAGUCCAAAGGAAAUUACGACGAGGG